Molecule: messenger RNA, 759 nt
Organism: Cimex lectularius (bed bug)
Lineage: Eukaryota; Metazoa; Arthropoda; Insecta; Hemiptera; Cimicidae
Gene: dj-1beta
Product: protein dj-1beta
Exons: 5
Coding region: 88-702 (204 amino acids)
Biological process (GO): guanine deglycation, glyoxal removal; protein deglycation, glyoxal removal
Cellular component (GO): nucleus; cytosol
Molecular function (GO): protein deglycase activity
Source: RefSeq, a predicted model, not a curated record
UAUCUUUUGUUACCUCAUUGAAAAGCCUGUGAAAGGUUUUUUUUUAAAGAGGAAAUCAAACGGUUUAAAACAAUUGAAGGCCGAUUGAUGUCUAGAGCUUUUAUUACAAAAGUGAAAGGUUUCUACAGAAGUUACAGCACCAUGUCUGAAAAGUCCGCAGUUAUCUUCUUAGCUCCAGGUUCCGAAGAGAUGGAACUCGUCAUUUCAGCGGAUGUACUGAGAAGAGCCGGGGUGAAAGUGACUAUCGCAGGAUUGACGGGUCUGGAGCCGACAAAGUGCAGCAGAGAUUUGAUGAUCGUGCCGGACAAAGCUGCAUCCGAUGCGAUCAGGGAUGGCCCGUACGAUGCUGUCAUUUUGCCCGGUGGGCUAGGAGGAUCAAAAUGCUUUGUUGCUUCCGCUGAAAUCGGCCAACUAUUGAAGGACCAGGAAUCAAGUGGCAGGCUCGUCGCCGCUAUUUGCGCAGCCCCGACCGCAUUGAAAGCUCAUGGAAUCGCAUUGGGCAAGUCUUUAACAUCCUACCCUAGUUUUAAGGAGGAGCUGUCCGAGUGCUACAAUUACCUCGAGGAUAGAGUCGUCGUUGAUGGCAACUUGAUAACAAGCAGGGGGCCAACAACUGCCUUUGAUUUUGCUAUGGCAAUUUCAAAUUAUCUUGUAGGAAAAGAAACAACCUCAAAAGUGGCCAAAGGACUACUUCUGGAGUAAAUCUUUUAAUUACAAAUAUAUCGUGAAUAAUAAAGAACUAUGUUCCUCACAAAAUUA